AUUUGCAUCUGCUGCGCAAUAAAAACACACAGAUGUCAAGCUAGUGAGGAAGCAUACAUUUCUGUUUACUCAGUAGACUCAGUGCUCAGUGCCAGAGUUAAUGUUAAUGAGAUGGGACUCAUAAACAUGCCCGGCCUGUUCUGUGGUUUUUGGAGAAACAAAACUGAAACUACCUCAUUCCGUCUGCUACUGUAGGUAAACCUUGCCCGGCCUUGUCAGUGUCUCAUUCCAGGGAACCAUGGCACUGCUUCUUGUACUUACCUACCUUGUCUUGGCUCUCAGUAGCAUCAGCGGUUAUCCACUUUCCCAUCAAAGUAAUGGACUGCGAGAAUGCCGUAGCAACGGGGCACUCAGGGCUCUAGAGGUGUUACCAGGUGGAGGAUGGGACAACCUCCGCAAUCUGGACAUGGGAAAGGUGAUGAACUUCAGCUAUUCCCAGUGCCAAACGACAGAGGACGGAGUCUACCUCAUUCCUGACGAAGUUUUUGUGAUUCCACAGAAAGUCAGUAGAGUGGAGACUAACUCUGACAUCAUCACCUCAUGGCUCGACCAGCGCAGCACCACAUCUCGUUCCAUCAACGCAGAAGCGUCUUUCUUCCCCGUUCUCAAUGGAAAGUUCUCCUUGGAGAAUGAACGCAUGAAGAGGCAUCAAGUGAAGGAGAGUUCUGUUACUGCCCAUGUACAAGUGCGGGACCAUCUCUAUACUGUGAAAGCGUACCCAGGCUUCACCCUGGACUCUCGCUUCACCCAUCAGGCCAUGGAAAUUGCUGACGCCAUAGAAAACAACCAAACCCGCCAAGCAACUUACCUUUCAGAGAAGCUGAUCCUAGACUAUGGCACCCAUGUGAUAACAACUAUUGAAGCUGGAGCUUCAUUGGUGAUGGAGGAAUACCUCCAAGCCUCUUAUGUCUCUAACGUGGACAAAUCUACUCACUCAGUCUCAGCAUCAGCGGGACUGAGCUUUUUCAACAAAGUGAACUUUAAAAUUGGCAGCAAAGACAUGCAGGAGACAUCAGAAACCCGCAACUAUGAGGGGAAUGUCACAUACUCACUGACAGUGAGCCAUGGUGGAGCACCAUUCUACCCUGGAGUCACUCUACAAAAGUGGCAAGAAAGCACCGUAAACAAUCUGGCAGCCAUAGACCGCACAGGUAUGCCGCUCCACUACUUCAUCACCAAGGCUGUGUUCCCCAACAUUCCAGAACCAACUGUUAGCAAACUGGCCUGGUUAGUUCGCCAAGCUGUCAAGAGUUAUUACACUGUUAAUACUCGUCCAGGGUGUGUCAGGCCAGAUUCAAAGAAUUUCAACUUUCAGGCCAACAUAGAUGACGGCAGCUGUGAAGGGCCUGCAACUAACCCGAAAUUUGGUGGCAUUUAUCAACGCUGCACCCAGAUCACUGAAGAUGGACAUUUGAUUUGCGAUGUACAAGGACAGAAUAACCCAGAAACCGGCAACUACACAUGUCAGGCGCCCUACCAGGAAACCUUGUUGCGAUCACAGACGAAGGAAGAAGGCUACACUCGUUACGAAUGCCACCAGGAGUGUGAAACGUGUUGGCUAAUCCAGAAAUGUUGCAAAAAUGUGUGCAGUGAUGUCUAUCGUAUCAGACGUGCCAACAUCGAGACUUACUGGUGCUCCACAGUGGAGGAAACCGAGACGGUCUCUGGCUUCCUGUUUGGUGGCCUCUACAGCCCUUCAAUGGACAACCCUUUGACUAAAUCCCGCAGCUGUCCUCCCCAGUACAACCCACUCAGACUACUAACCACUGGUCUGAUGGUCUGCUUGAGCAAAGACUAUGAGGCCGGUACACGAUUCUCUGUGCCUUUCGGGGGAUUCUUCAGCUGCGAGGCUGGAAACCCGCUCAUGGGCGGCCAACGUCGCUGCCCGCCCAAUUUCAGCCAGCACCUGGCUGCCAUCAGUGAUGGGUGUGAGGUGCUCUACUGCGUCCAGUCGGGCGUCUUCACAGGUGGGAAGCUGCUUCCAAUACACUUGCCACCAUUCACCCACCCACCCAUCAGUACAAAGACCACCAAGACUGUGGUUGUCAUGACAGAGGGGGACAAGGCCUGGGUUCGAGUCAAUGGCACCCAGAUGUGGAAACUGGCCAAGGCACCCGAGGUCCAAGGGUUAACCGAACAGAUGAACAACUCUGAGAUGUCAUUAGGAGAGAAGGUUGGCAUUGGCAUUGUGGGAGUUGUGGUGGCUGUGCUGGCAUUGGUGGUGAUUGUUGCUGUCUUCAUCAUCAGGAGGAGGAAGAGGAAGGCAGUGGCCUCUAAUGUUAUGAGGCUAUGUGAAGAUAGUAUAACCAGUGAGGGGUAGAUACCUGUAGGGACAGAGAGAGAGAGAGCAAGGUGAGAUUAGGCCGCUGCCAGGGGGUGGGAGAGGCAACCCACCAGGGCCUGCUGUACUGUAAUUCACAAUCAAUAUAAGAGUUUGUGUUUUUAGUAACUAAGGCUCAUGCAUCUUCUGUUAUUUUCCUUUCUUGUCUGCUCCAUGCAAAGUAAGGUUGAGGGAGGACUCUGUUCUUUAUUUCCUUUUUCCAUAUUAUGUGAAGAUGCUUUACACUGUCAGUGGUCUCUACAAGGCAGUAAUAGUCGAAAUGUAGACAUUAAUUAAAAUUUCAAUGUCAUGUUUAUUACCUUUUUAAACCAGAAUACAUCUCUUUGGUUGUUGUAAGAAUGGCAGUGGAGGUACAAGGAAAGGAAUGAAAGGAAAACCUCCAAAGAUUAGAAACAUGCACUCAGUGGGCUAUGUAAUUUAG
This is a messenger RNA of Engraulis encrasicolus (European anchovy), 2762 nucleotides long. Its product is annotated as macrophage-expressed gene 1 protein-like. NCBI's taxonomy places the organism in Eukaryota, Metazoa, Chordata, Actinopteri, Clupeiformes, Engraulidae. Bases 239 to 2320 code for a protein of 693 amino acids. Gene Ontology annotation, biological process: defense response to bacterium. The record is from RefSeq and is a predicted model, not a curated record. The transcript is spliced from 2 exons.